Molecule: messenger RNA, 2192 nt
Organism: Perkinsus marinus ATCC 50983
Lineage: Eukaryota; Perkinsozoa; Perkinsida; Perkinsidae
Product: 10 transmembrane domain, possible aa transporter, putative
Exons: 1
Coding region: 22-1431 (469 amino acids)
Biological process (GO): amino acid transmembrane transport
Cellular component (GO): vacuolar membrane
Molecular function (GO): amino acid transmembrane transporter activity
Source: RefSeq, a predicted model, not a curated record
UAUCUUAACAACUUCACCAUCAUGUCAAGUUCUUCCAGUAAACCCUCUAUCGAGUAUUCCGACAGCAGUACUAAGGAACUCGAAUCUUCAUGUUCCGAGUAUUCCAUGGACUCGAAGACUGGCAGGAACGAAGGGAAGGCCGACGGCACCCCUGACUUCACCGCUAUCUUCAACGUGGUCAUGACUGCUGUUGGAGUGGGUAUGCUGGCGUUGUCCAAAGCCACGUCCAGUGUGGGGUAUCUACCUGGUAUCAUCCUGUUGGUGGUGUGUGCCGCUGUUGGGUGGUUGAUGGUAUACCUCCUGUACAGAUGUCGUGUCAUGGCCCUUCAUUUGGGUAUGGAGUUUGUCCCGGCUUAUGAGGAAGUGGGAGAGGCCGCUUUUGGCAAGGUUGGGAAGAUUAUUGUUGCAGUGUGUCUGCACAUAUCACUCAUUGGGACCAGUUGUGUCCUCAUUCUACUUCUUGGUCAAAACUCCUAUCAUAUUUAUGACGGUAUCUCUGUUACCUGGUGGGUUAUCAUUUGGACAGUUAUUCUCCUGCCUGUGAACUGGCUGAAGACCAUGCGAGAGAUUGGUUAUGUUUCCAGCACUAUUGGUGUUGCUUCCAUCAUCGUAUCAGUUGUUGGUCUUUCUGUCGCCGGUUUUGUCCAGGCUGCUAACAAUGAGGGUGACGUUGAUUACGAGAUAGGUGUACCGCAACCUCUUACUAUCAUUGGUGCUUACACUACGUUUUCCUUCUCUUAUUCUGUUACUUGCGGCACGACCACUGUGGUCCACGAUAUGCGCAAUCCAACUCAUGCUCCCAAGGUCUUCCUAUUCGCCUUCGCGACGCUUGUUGUUGUCUAUGCUGUUGUGACCUGUGCCGCUUAUCUUGGCUGGGGUCAAGGCCUCCUUUGCUAUGAUAACGUCUUAGAUGCGAUGCAGAAGGAUGUGUGGGGAUACAUUUCUUUUGUUAGCAUCGUCGUAUUGUGUGCUACGCACUAUGCUGUUUUGCUACAUCCAUCUUGUAGGGCCAUCGAGGUCCUCGCAGGUUUGGAAGACGGCUCGCCGCGAGCUGAGAAGUGGGGGAAGUGGCCCACUCUAGUCGCGACUUGCAGUCUACGUAGCCUUCUUGUGGUGAUCACUGCAAUCAUUGCGAUUACAGUGCCCAACUUUUCACUGCUAGUUGAUUAUCUAUCGGCUGUGACUUAUACAUUGGUCCAUCUCAUCUUCCCUCCUCUAUUCUACAUGAGGCUCAAGUACCUGUUGUCUCGUAGUUUCGCGGAUAAGGAGCUGGCCAAGUCUGAAGGGAACUUUGGCUCAAAACGAUCAACAAUGAUAAGUAUAUCAUUGAUCAUUCUCAUGCUCGUUGCUUUGCUUGGAUCAGCGCUAACCCUCUACAAGACGGUUGAUCCUAAUGCAACGCCUGAGGAGUGUUCUCUGCUCUCAUCGUAGAGAGCAAAUGAGCAAUGCUUUUUGAGUCCAUUUAUAGGUUUCCAUUCCUAUCCAUUUCGCUGCACUAGCUUCAUCCCGUUCUUCGGGUUGAUGCUUGUAGUAGCGCUCACUUCUCAAGUCGGAUUUGGUAUCACAAGGACGAGUCGCUCGUCUACAAUGUUGGCGUUCUGCAAGUCCGCUUGGCUUAACAUGAACCGUUGUGGGCUGGUUGGGUGUUGACUUCACGUAUUCGCGUGGAUGUCCCUCAUCAGGCAGCAAUGGGACGUGUUAGAUGCUGCCAAUGAUAUGUUCUGCUCUAUUUUCAACUAAGUCAGUGCUUUAUAUUAGUGUUUAUCACAGAAGUCUUUGUGUCGUUGAAUCGCUGCUGACGCCCAGUGAAGGAGCAACAAUGCGACUGCAUCCUCGACUGCGGCGCAGCACUGUUGAACGCACCAGUGACUCCUCUGUAAUUUCGGCGUCUUGUUCCCAUCGUAAGAUGGGGUUGAUGCUUUUAGCAGUCUACCAUCCUCCUGUAGGGUAGCUGCUCGAUCUCCCUGAAGGCAUGGGAGGAGUGUUCCAUAGGCUAGUGCCCUUAUUCAGAAGUAUAGUAUGUUCAGGCUGUGCUGGUAUGCAAAGCUGUCAAUGCGUUUCUGUCAUAUAUGCCUAGUUUCGCCGCUGUGUCUGUAAUCGCCUAGGCUUCUUCCCAGUAGGCUUAGACUGCUUUCGUUUCUCGAGUUGAGGUGCAUUUCCUAUGAACCGUCCCAUAUUUUGGGGGAUUGUAU